AUGGAUGCUAGUGACAAGGUGGAAGCCAAGGCUAGCAGGGCAUCCAGUGUCACCCUUCAAAAAUCCACGCUUAAAACCGAUGUUAGGCAAUCACUGAGCAGAAUCAAAGUUCGAAAACAGUCGUUUGGUUUCCGAGGUGUUCCUGGAAUAAAACCUAUUGAAAGAACUUCGCAGGUUGCAAUAGAAUUCAAACGGCCUAUACCAGUGUAUCUUCCAACAUACCAACUCGAUCCUUACGUCAAAUUUCAUCACGAUGAUGUGUUGGCCAUAGUCGAUGCGACUUUAGAUGAGCUCUGGGUAGGACAUAAGUACCAUGAAAUAGAAUCGCCAAGUUUAGCGAUGAGGUUGGCUGCUGACAUCAUGCACAAAAUAAAAUCAAUACAGUACAACCGGUACAGGAUCAUUUCCGUCGCUACCAUCGGUCAGAAACGGUCACAAAGCUACAAUAACGCCAUAGGAUUCGUAUGGGACACUCAUAGAGACGUAUAUGUCGAGGUGCAUAGAGAAGUCACUACUGCGUUUGUGCAGAUAACCGUUUUUGGAGUGUACCUCGAUUAG
Molecule: messenger RNA, 558 nt
Organism: Pectinophora gossypiella (pink bollworm)
Lineage: Eukaryota; Metazoa; Arthropoda; Insecta; Lepidoptera; Gelechiidae
Product: dynein light chain Tctex-type protein 2B-like
Exons: 4
Coding region: 1-558 (185 amino acids)
Biological process (GO): microtubule-based movement
Cellular component (GO): cytoplasm; cytoplasmic dynein complex
Molecular function (GO): dynein intermediate chain binding
Source: RefSeq, a predicted model, not a curated record